UUUUACAUAGAUAGAAAUCAAGCGCCUAAUUUGAAUGAGAUUUUUUUUAAAAUAUAUAUUUUGUAUAAAUUUGCAGAUUUUGCUGUUGCAUACAAGAUUAAAUAUAUUUAAGCAGGAUGUCAUUUGCUUUUCCGGAGAUGACUCCGGCACAGAUUUGUGCUAGUUUGAGUGAGCUGUGCAACAUUGAUCUGCAGGAGUCAUGGUUCAAAAAACCAGAUCCUUUACAGUGUCAAGAUAUUUUACGGAAAUGUCUGUGUGAAAUUACAGGCUCUCCAGAGGACACUUUACUUCAGCAACAUCUACUCUCCACUGAGUUUGACUUUCCAGAGAUACAUUCAGAGUCUGUUCCAGUCAUGCAUCUGAUUGAAGCUAUGAAGAAAAUUAUGCCUUCUUUGUAUGUAACAGACUUUAAUGGUGGCAGUAUAUUAGCUCCAACUACUGUGAAACUGAAAAAGAUUUUCAGUGCAAUUAUCAACUUUCUGAGGUUUAAACAUACACGGAUAGAGACAUAUGAAGAUAUUAAAAUAGAUAUUGAAAGAGAUCGUGAACACCAUGACACUUUAUUGAAGAGAAAUGAGGAGCAAAAACAAAGAAUAAAUCAGAUCCGAGCAGAAAGUGCACAGCAAGAACCAGAGAAGAAACGGGUACAAGAUGAGGUUGAAAAGAUCACAUUGACAAUACAGGAGCACCAUAGAAACAAACAGACAAUACAGUCCAGUAUCAUGGACAUUAAAACAAGAAUAGCCGACAAGAAAGCUAAGGGAGAUCAGUUGAAGGUUGGGAUAUUGAAGAGUAAGGAGGAUGAAGAUAAACUCUCACAGAAAAUAGUUCAGUCACCAGAGAAAGUACGAGCCCAGCAAGAACGUUUAAAGGAGCAACUGAAAUAUCUCCAGGAUGAGUUUGAACGAAAGCGGCAUAGAUUGGGGGAGGUACAGAAACAAAGACAGAGGGAGAAACAACUAGGAGCGGACGCUGAGAGGGGAUUACAAAUUCUUGAGGCCAUGCAGGCUAGCAUCAACAAGGAAAAUGAGAUAGAAGGUGAGAAGAAUCAGUUACAUGAUAAGAUAUUGGAGCACAGGGAACAGGAACGUGAACUGGCAACACGGAAGGAACAGAUACAACAGAUGUUGUCAACACGACAGGAAAAACUCUCCAAGAUGUCCGUACAACAUCAGAGUAGGUUACGUGUCCUACAAGAACAAUAUGAGAGUCUGAAAAACUCAAAAGAAGAACAGUUACAGAAACAGAAUAGUGAUUCAGAAAGAAAACUAGAGUUAUUGGAAUAUAAAAAGAAGAAAGAGCAGGAAGUUGCUAUGUUACAGAAAGCAGUAGAAAAACAGGUGAAAAACAUCAGGGAAAUGUAUGGAAAUCUGAUACAAAAGACAGACAAGUACAACAUGGAGUUUGGAACACACUGGAAUGAGAUACGUCAAAUCAACAAAACAUGAUGACAUAAUUUUGUUUGUAAGCAAUAAAAGCAUGAAUUUGUUAAAGAAUCUUAAAAAAAUAUCACAGGACUAUCUGUUUAUGUCUGUGUUAUGGCUAUUUGGGAUGAGCAAAUUUAUAUGUUAUGUUUACUGUAGUAUAAAUAUGCAAUGAUUAUUUUAUAGACAAGACAAACUGUUCCAAAAACACACUAUUUAUUUAGCAACUUUGGCUCUAUAAUCAAAGGGAAAUGGUGAAUGUUUCAAAAUACUAAAUGACAUUUUGAAACAGUUUCCCUUUGCCAAGUACCUAUUGUUGAAUUCAAGGAUUUUAUGUCCUGUAAGCUGUGUAUGAGGAGUCAACAGGAUAGAGCCUGGCUGGAGUGAUACUGAAUGGCGGUACAGGCUAAAUAAGCUGUAUAUUGUAGGCAAAACAUGCCAGAGUUACAGUAGCUGUUAGUAACUGUUUAGGCACACACUUAACAGCAUCAAAAUUAUGUUUUUAUGCUUACUUUAUAAUACCAGUU
This is a messenger RNA of Ruditapes philippinarum (Manila clam), 1951 nucleotides long. RefSeq names its product golgin subfamily A member 6-like protein 1. NCBI's taxonomy places the organism in Eukaryota, Metazoa, Mollusca, Bivalvia, Venerida, Veneridae. The coding region runs from base 117 to 1448 and encodes 443 amino acids. The transcript is spliced from 13 exons. The record is from RefSeq and is a predicted model, not a curated record. Gene Ontology annotation, cellular component: Ndc80 complex; kinetochore.